Messenger RNA from Globicephala melas (long-finned pilot whale), 522 nucleotides. Its product is annotated as small integral membrane protein 20-like. NCBI's taxonomy places the organism in Eukaryota, Metazoa, Chordata, Mammalia, Artiodactyla, Delphinidae. Gene Ontology annotation, cellular component: mitochondrial inner membrane. The record is from RefSeq and is a predicted model, not a curated record. Gene Ontology annotation, biological process: mitochondrial respiratory chain complex IV assembly.
CCACCGGCUGGAGCCAUGACCCUGAACCUGCGCACCGCGCUCAUUUUCGGCUGCUUCAUCUCCCUGAUCGGCGCCGCCUUCUACCCCAUCUACUUCCGGCCCCUAAUGCGGCUGGAGGAAUACCAGAAGGAACAAGCCAUAAAUCGAGCUGGUAUUGUCCAAGAAGACGUGCAGCCACCAGGGUUAAAAGUGUGGUCGGAUCCAUUUGGCAGGAAAUGAAAAGGCUAUCACCACCUCUGAUUAUGAAAGUAGACAGAGUCUUCAUGCUUUCAGUUCUGCAGCAAGUACAGUAAAUCACCUGGCUAAAGAACGAUGCCUGGAGAAGAAAACUCUAGAAGGCUGUAAAGAAGAGUAGUGUGCACCAGGAUUAAUUCCCUUCUUAAGUAUCAAAAGAACCCUGAAACAAAUCACACCAUUACGAAGGUUUUCAUGAUUUGGUUUCCUUUCUAAAAAUGAAGCUUUCUCACCCAGCUGCAUUUGGAGGUGAUCUACUUAUUAUUCAGUCUCUACCUCUUACCCACC